Scaptodrosophila lebanonensis is the source of this 646-nucleotide messenger RNA. RefSeq lists its product as uncharacterized. The transcript is spliced from 3 exons. Bases 1 to 594 code for a protein of 197 amino acids. The record is from RefSeq and is a predicted model, not a curated record. NCBI's taxonomy places the organism in Eukaryota, Metazoa, Arthropoda, Insecta, Diptera, Drosophilidae.
AUGUGUGUGGGGACAUUACUGCUCUUAGGAAUAGCUUCUAUUAAUGUGCUCGCAGCAGACUACGAAAUGAUCCUGGAGGAUCCGGAAAUAUUCAACGAUUGUUCAGACGCCCCACCCGGUGCAUUGGAUGUACAUGGAAUGUUUGAUUUGGAGCACUUAACGUUAACACUAGAUGGAGAUAUAGUUCAUGUGAAGGGCAAUGUAACCACCAUUUGGGAUGUGCAACCUGGCGAUCGUGUUGCGGCCUCAGCAUCUUUGUACCAUUUUGAACGAGGAGCUUGGGAACCCACUGUUUUCAGCAUGAGUCAUCAAAAUUUCUGUAGCGUUCUGUUUGAUGAAGACCAGUAUUGGUACAAAUUUUGGAGUCAAUAUGUUACCAACCGAAAUGACGUAGAAAAGAAGUGCCUUAAUACUCCUGGCACCGUCCUGGCUCAUGAACCAUUCGAUGUAAAACUGAUUUUAAAUAAUAUUCGUAGCACCACGAUGAGCGGACGCUAUAAGAUGGUGGUAAUGUUUGAGGCUUUUGAUGAGAAAAAUUUGAAGCGGGACAACAGCAUAUGUUUUGAAAUUAGAGGUGAAUUAGAAAAACUAUAACAUUUGUAAGUCAAAUAUUAAAAAAUGCGAACAGCAUGAGUAUAUAAAUAGA